Molecule: messenger RNA, 3143 nt
Organism: Durio zibethinus
Lineage: Eukaryota; Viridiplantae; Streptophyta; Magnoliopsida; Malvales; Malvaceae
Product: plastidial pyruvate kinase 2
Biological process (GO): glycolytic process
Molecular function (GO): pyruvate kinase activity; magnesium ion binding; potassium ion binding
Source: RefSeq, a predicted model, not a curated record
UUUGAAAAAAAUAGUUAAAGGAGAUGAAUAAAAACCUCCGUACUAUUGUCGAUGCAAUCUAUGCUCUCUUCAUUUCCAUUUCCCAGCCUCCUUUUAAGUCUGUGUUUUCAGCUUGCUCCAAAAUUAGCGGCGAUUUCUCCAACAUCCAUUUUCUUUCUUAAUAGUCAAUAAAAAUCCCACACCUUUCAUCGUCUUCCUCUCCUUUUACACGUUUUCGUUUUCUCUCUCUCUCUCUCUCUCUGCCUCUCUCGUUUUAGCAAUGGCUCAAGUGGUGGCCACUAGAUCGAUCCACGGUUCAUUCUUGAGCCAGGGCCCCGGAUCCAGUCAAGAGCGAGUGGAGAAGCUUAAGCCAGCGACCUUCGCUUCGAAAGUGCUGGCACGUGGUGACAAGAAGAGCGAGAGAAUGGUGCUUAGGUGUAGCUCUCGGAUUACAGCUAAGAGCCCCGCACGUGCCGAGCCUGAAGUUAUUCCCGUAUCAUCCGAGGAUGUACCGAAGAGGGGGAAGCAGUAUGAGCAGUUAAGGGAGAUUCAACAAUUAGGCGACACAUCAGUGGGUAUGUGGUCCAAGCCUAUUGUUAGACGUAAAACAAAGAUUGUUGGCACUAUUGGCCCUUCAACAAACACGCGAGAAAUGAUAUGGAAAUUGGCCGAGGCUGGAAUGAACGUUGCUCGUUUGAAUAUGUCUCAUGGAGACCAUGCAUCUCAUCAGAAAGUUAUUGAUUUAGUUAAGGAGUAUAAUGCACAAUCCAAAGACAACACUCUGGCAAUCAUGCUUGACACCAAGGGUCCUGAGGUUAGGAGUGGCGACUUGCCCCAACCAAUUACAUUAACAACUGGGCAAGAAUUUACUUUUACAAUUCGGAGAGGGAUUGGGACACCUGAUUGUGUUAGUGUCAACUAUGACGAUUUCGUUAAUGAUGUAGAAGUGGGCGACAUGCUUCUUGUUGAUGGUGGCAUGAUGUCAUUGAUGGUGAAGUCUAAGACAGAAGAUUCAGUGAAGUGUGAAGUAGUUGAUGGUGGUGAGCUUAAGUCUAGGCGGCAUUUAAAUGUCCGAGGAAAAAGUGCUACACUGCCUUCUAUAACUGAAAAGGACUGGGAUGACAUAAAAUUUGGGGUAGACAAUAAAGUUGAUUUUUAUGCUGUUUCCUUUGUUAAAGAUGCACAAGUAGUUCAUGAGUUGAAGAAUUAUCUGCAGAGUUGUGAUGCAGAUAUUCAUGUUAUUGUUAAAAUUGAAAGUGCUGACUCUAUUCCAAAUUUACAUUCAAUCAUAACAGCAUCUGAUGGGGCAAUGGUUGCAAGAGGAGAUCUUGGUGCAGAGCUUCCCAUCGAGGAGGUUCCUCUUUUGCAGGAAGAGAUAAUUAGAACAUGUCGAAGCAUGGGAAAAGCUGUUAUUGUGGCAACCAAUAUGCUUGAAAGCAUGAUUGUUCAUCCAACACCAACAAGAGCAGAGGUAUCUGACAUUGCCAUUGCCGUUCGAGAGGGUGCUGAUGCUGUCAUGCUUUCUGGGGAAACAGCACAUGGAAAGUUCCCAUUGAAAGCUGUUAAAGUGAUGCAUACAGUUGCACUACGAACUGAAGCAACCAUAUCUGUUGGUGAAAUGCCACCUAAUCUUGGUCAAGCAUUUAAGAACCAUACGAGUGAGAUGUUUGCAUAUCAUGCAACUAUGAUGUCAAAUACUCUUGGAAUCUCCACUGUUGUCUUCACUAGAACUGGUUUCAUGGCUAUAUUACUUAGCCAUUAUCGUCCUUCUGGCACUAUUUUUGCCUUCACAAAUGAGAAAAAGAUACAACAGAGGUUGGCUUUGUAUCAAGGAGUAUGUCCCAUAUACAUGGAGUUCUCAGAUGAUGCGGAGGAAACUUUUAAGACUGCUUUAGCUUUGCUGCAGAAGCAAGGAAUGGUGAAGGAGGGAGAAGAGGUGGCACUUGUUCAGAGUGGUAGACAGCCUAUAUGGCGAUUCCAGUCCACUCACAAUAUUCAGGUCUGCAAAGUGUAGUGGCUGAAGAAAGAUGGAGAUCCAUUUGACUGAGUUAUUCAGAUUAGGUUUGGGAGCUUCCCUCACGUCAUGUGAUUGAUUUUUGGCUUGCAUCAUAUCUAUGCCUGUAUGUCUUAUUAUUCUGCGUUUUUUUUGUUUGCUUGAGAUUUCCUGGUAUAUGCUUCUAUUUGUGGCUCAUUAGUUUUCCCCCUAAACAAGACCUGGUGUGAAUGGGGAUACUUUAAACGAUUCUAUUUUUGUAUUCAAGAUUGUCUCGGUACAAAAUAUGAGCCUAGGCUGAUAUAAAUGUGCUUGAGUAUAUGCUUCUAUUUGUGGCUCAUUAGAUUUCCCCCUAAACAAGACCUGGUGUGAAUGGGGAUACUUUAAACGAUUCUAUUUUUGUAUUCAAGAUUGUCUCAGUACAAAAUAUGAGCCUAGGCUGAUAUAAAUGUGCUUGAGCUUCUUUCUUAUCCAAAGGAAUGUGAUCAUUUGCCCAUAUUUUCAUGGGAUCAGCUCACUAGCAACAGUUUAGUUUGAUAGAAUUGUCAAACAUCACUACAUCCAUGUAGGUGAUUUUCCAGUGAAAUCAAACUAUUACAAAUAGGAAGGACCUGGUAUGAUGGUUUAUUUGUGUUUUAAUCUAAGUAUCAAAGUGAUUCAUACUUGGAAAAUCACCUUGCGUCAAUUGGGAGAUUAAUUUGCUCCUUCAACCAAAAAAAAAAAAAAAAGAGGAAAGCUAUAUAUGGGCUUUAACAUCAUAAAACCAGUUUGAUUGACCCGUUAUAAGCUUGCUAGUUGCCAUAUGUAAUCCUUUUUAACUUGGGUUGAAGGUGGUCUAAGACCAUAUGUGUGUGUAUUUGAGGAUUUGUUGAGGAAGGCUAUGUUGACGUACUUGUAUAGUCGAAUCUCACAAGUUUUGUUAAGGUAGUCCCCAAGCCAUUUUGACCCCAAUACACGGCGAUCCCACCGGCUUGAGAGGCUUCAAUCAUGGCAAGGACAAGGAGAGGAGAAUAGGUAUGACUGGUGUUGUAGUUGCCCAUUGUUGCAAUUGUUGCGUCUUGUCUGGUAAUUGUGAUUCUACAAUGCCAAGCAACCGGUCCCUUGUAUAGAUUUGGAAGAGGACCCAGCUGAGAGUUUUAUUUGUUUAUUUAUUUAUUUAUUUUAAGGUUAA